AUGCAAGAGCUCCAAGAGGUAACGAUACGAUACAUCAACUGCCCUGACCCUACAGAGAGCGCAGCAAGAAGACAAAGAGUCAUAGCCUCAGAGGAACAAGGACUAAUGGAAGAAACGGCAGCUAAUAUAAUAGCAGCAGCAACAGAUUCUUACCACAUAAAACUUAACUUCGAUCCAGAAGAAGAGUCCCAGAUAGUCCUAAGGCAGCAGUCCCCACAACACCCUCCAUCAGAAGGAACAACUCCACAGAACCAGCCAAAAAAGCAGAGGGGAAGGCCACCAAAGAACAAAAGAAUGAGCCCGGCAAUAGGAAUCAGUCUAAGGCAAAGAAGAAUAUCGCAGGUCCAGAACUCACCUCAGAUCAGAAGACCAAGUAUAGGCCAAGGACAGAACACGAGAGGAAACCAUGAACGCACGGGGCAAGCAAUUCAAGGAGACCCGGGUCCAAGUAUUAGGGGAACGACUCCGGACACGAUUAUACCGACCCUUGAGAGGGCGACGGAAAAUUUUCGGCGUCCGCGAAGUCCGAUUCCUUAA
Messenger RNA from Microthlaspi erraticum, 537 nucleotides. Lineage: Eukaryota; Viridiplantae; Streptophyta; Magnoliopsida; Brassicales; Brassicaceae. The record is from the annotation of a GenBank genome assembly.